AACUGUCUCAACUUGCCAGUCGGCUUUAGGAGCGCCUUUCCCAAGCUACUCAAACAGCCUGUGAAUUUCCCUGCUGUCCAUUGGGUCUUUCAACACAAAAUGACAGACAAAGGACUCACAGAUGAGGCUGCAUCCGCAGCGUGCAAAGAAGGGGAACCUAUCACUCAGGACUACAUGAUGCAACAAACCAUGCUGAGGGUAAAAGACCCUCUCAAGUCUUUAGACUUCUACACCCGCAUCAUGGGUAUGACGUUGCUGCAGAAGAUAGACUUCCCAUCAAUGCUCUUCACACUCUACUUCCUGGGUUAUGAGGAAAAGAAGGAGAUCCCUACAGAUGUAAAGGAGAGGACAGCAUGGACUUUCUCUCGACGAGCCACCAUCGAACUCACACACAACUGGGGCUCUGAGUCAGAUGAAAAAUUAUCUCUUCACAACGGAAACUCUGAACCGAGGGGUUUUGGGCACAUCGGCAUUGCUGUACCUGAUGUUUAUGCAGCCUGCAAAGUAUUUGAAGAACAAGGAGUAACAUUUGUUAAGAAACCAGAUGAUGGUAAAAUGAAGGGAGUGGCCUUCAUACAGGAUCCUGAUGGAUACUGGAUUGAGAUUUUGAGCCCAAACAACAUGUUCUCCUUAACAUCAUAGGGAGGCAAACUGGGCCAGCACAAACUGACUGGGUUCGGAAAAAGGAGGUGAUAUAAAAAUAAGAGGGAAACUGAAUAAGGUAACAAAGGGGGUUAUGUGAGGAAAUUAAGAAGUGAAGAUGGAGUUUUUGCUUACGAUUGGGAUCAUAUGCAGGUUCCCGUGGUACUAUGGACACUCAAGACAAAAGAUGGGAUAGCCGUAAUAUAAAGAGACAACACUGUUGGAGCUAGGAACACAAGCAUUUUGCAACAAACGCAAUAACAUCUGGUAAAAAUGUGUACGUGACCAAUAACAUUUGAUUUGAGAUGUUUGGAUGGGACAAACUGCCAAUGAAGAUGACCAGGGUAAAUAACUGCUCCUAAUGUGGUCUGACUGAGAUUGAUAUUAUCCCAGCCUGGUCAACAUAUUUGCAAUAAACAGAUGUGGAUCAUCCUCCUAUUUUCAAUUCCUCUGUCUUUCUAUUCAAAUUAUAAAGGUUUAGCCAACGAGACCACUCAGCCUAUUUAUUUGGCUGAACAUUAGAAUUUGGAGCAGUAAUCCCCUUGGAUUUACACAAACAGAUAACCAAAGUUGUCUCGUCAGCACCAUUUCCUCAGUAAAAUAUGAGUGACUGUGGAAAAUAAGGCUGGCAGACAACCAUAGCUGCUGAAAGAAGUAACCAUAGCGUCAGUAGGUCAUAUAUAUAUAUAUAUAUAUAUAUACACACUACCGUUCAAAUGUUUGGGGUCACUUAGAAAUGUCCUUGUUUUUGAAAGAAAAACACAUUUGUCCAUUAAAAUAACAUCAAAUUGAUCAGAAAUACAGUGUAGACAUUGUUAAUGUUGUAAAUGACUAUUGUAGCUGUAACGAUCCUCUUCAUCUUAUGAAGAGUAGUCAAGAUCGGACCAACACGCAGCGUGGUAAGUGUCCAUGUUAAUAUUUUAAUAUAACAGAAGAGGAAACAAAAAUAAUAACUAGAAUGUAAGAAACAAAACAGUCCUUUCAGGUGAAACAACACAAAACAGAAAACAACUACCCACAAACACAGGUGGGAACAGGCGACCUAAGUAUGGUUCUCAAUCAGAGACAGCUGCCUCUGAUUGGGAACCAUACCAGGCCAAGCACAUAGAAGUACAAAACAUAGAACAAAACAGAAUGCCCACCCCAACUCACGCCCUGACCAAACCGGACAUGAAAAAGGAACUAAGGUCAGGACGUGACAGUAGCUGGAAACGGCAGAUGUUUUAUGGAAUAUCUACACAGAGGCCCAUUAUCAGCAAACAUCACUCCUGUGUUCCAGUGAAUUGGCGACUCCGUGAUGCUGGCCUUCUAGGCAGAGUUGCAAAGAAAAACCCAUAUCUCAGACUGGCCAAUAAAAAUAAAAUAUUAAGAUGGGCUAAAGAACACAGACACUGGACAGAGGAACUCCCGGAGUCGCCUCUUCACUGUUGACAUUGAGACUGGUGUCUUGCGGGUACUAUUUAAUGAAGCUGCCAGCUGAGGACUUGUGAGGC
Oncorhynchus masou masou (cherry salmon) is the source of this 2135-nucleotide messenger RNA. Its product is annotated as lactoylglutathione lyase-like. Gene Ontology annotation, molecular function: lactoylglutathione lyase activity; metal ion binding. The record is from RefSeq and is a predicted model, not a curated record. Bases 100 to 642 code for a protein of 180 amino acids. The transcript is spliced from 6 exons. Lineage: Eukaryota; Metazoa; Chordata; Actinopteri; Salmoniformes; Salmonidae.